Molecule: messenger RNA, 523 nt
Organism: Stegodyphus dumicola
Lineage: Eukaryota; Metazoa; Arthropoda; Arachnida; Araneae; Eresidae
Source: RefSeq, a predicted model, not a curated record
UUUUGUUUUUUAUAGAACAAAGAAUCUAAUUUUUCAUAACUUUUUCCAGAUGCAAGUAUUUUGGGUACUCUUAGUGGCCAGUGCGUUUGCCAUCGCAAACUGCGAUGAUGGCGACAAUUCUGCAGCACUUUUGGAUCCCAAAGACAUGGAGGCUAUUCAAGACAGAUUAGCAAAAAUGGAGUUUCUAGAAGAAGUUGUUGCAACAGUAUUUGGUUUCAAAAAACCUCAAGAAAGGGAUGACACUUGCCUGCCUGUUGGAGCCCAAUGUCACUUCUGGAGUGGGCCCAACUGCUGCGGUUUAAGAACUCGGUGCAUAGUCUGGGACACACAGCUUUCAGCAGCUUGUAAAGACUGUCCUGCCAGAUGGCUUUCCAUAUGCCGCGAGUAUAACCUCGGCGUCUGGCUCGACGAAAUCGGCAAGUGGUUCGCAAGUUGGGGCUAAUAAGCAAGCUCUAUACAUGUACCUUGACUCUUGAUGCUUGAAUUCUCAUAAAUAAAUAAAAUUUUGAUAUUCAUAAUUGUA